Molecule: messenger RNA, 1560 nt
Organism: Rotaria sp. Silwood2
Lineage: Eukaryota; Metazoa; Rotifera; Eurotatoria; Philodinida; Philodinidae
Source: the annotation of a GenBank genome assembly
AUGAGUAAUCAGCAAGAAAAUACUGCCACUGCAUGUUCAUCAACUUCGAAGAAACCUACUUCUGCUUCAUUACAAAAUGAUCUUCUGUUAUAUUUGAGCACACAUGAUGAAUUGAAUACAUGGUCAUAUGCAAAUGAACAUAAACUUGAUCAUCAACUUGUCAUUGGUACUUUUCGUAGUAUUCAAUCGAUAGGUGAUAUUAUCAAUAUGGAACAACGUACAUCACGAUCAAUAGCACCAACUGAUGAAGGACAAGCUUUAAUUGACAAUGGAAGUUAUGAAUACAAAUUAUUUCAAGCUGUUCCUAUUGAUAAAGGGAUUGAACAAUCUGAACUUAUGAAAUUACCAAAUUCUAAUAUUGGCUUUGCUAAAGCAAUGAAUAAUGGUUGGUUACAAGUUGAUAAAUCAUCUAAACCACCAAUAGUCAAACGCAAGGUAGAUAAUGUUCAUGAUGAAGUACAAAAUGUACUUAAACGUAUUCAAUCAUUACAAUUGUCUGAUCCGAAUGCUAAAGAAGUAAAUGAUUUAAAAAAAAGAAAAUUAGUUGAAGAUGUUGUUAUUAAUUACUUUAUUGUUACAAAAUCAGCUGCUUUUUCUACAAAUAUAUCAAAAGGUGAAACUGAAUUAACAGCUGAAAUGUUACAAACUGGCUCAUGGAAAACAUUACAUUUUAAACAAUAUAAUUUCAAUGCUAAUGGAAUGAUGCCAUCUUAUGGAUGUUUACAUCCAUUAUUAAAAGUUCGAACUGAAUAUCGACAAAUAUUUCUUGAAAUGGGUUUCACAGAAAUGCCAACAAAUAAUUUUGUUGAAAAUAGUUUUUGGAAUUUUGAUGCAUUAUUUACACCACAAAAACAUCCAGCACGUGAUGCACAAGAUACAUUUUUUUUAUCAGAUCCAGCUAUAUCAACGAAACUUCCUGAAGAUUAUGUUGAAAAAGUUAAACAAGUUCAUUCAACUGGUGCUUUUGGUUCCAUAGGUUAUCAAUAUGAUUGGCAACUUGAAGAAGCACAAAAAAAUGUUUUACGAACACAUACAACGGCUGUUAGUACACGAAUGCUUUAUAAAUUAGCUCAAGAAAAAACAUUCAAACCGGCAAAAUAUUUUUCAAUAGAUAAAGUUUUUCGAAAUGAAAAUCUUGAUGCAACACAUUUAGCCGAAUUUCAUCAAAUUGAAGGUUUAAUUGCUGAUUAUAAUUUAACAUUAGGUGAUCUUAUUGGCGUUCUUUAUGAAUUCUUUCGUAAACUUGGUAUGACUAAACUUCGUUUCAAACCUGCUUAUAAUCCUUAUACUGAACCAUCAAUGGAAGUUUUUAGUUAUCAUGAAGGUUUGAAAAAAUGGAUUGAAGUUGGAAACUCAGGAAUGUUUAGACCUGAAAUGUUACUGCCGAUGGGUCUUCCAGAAGAUGUAUCGGUUAUUGCUUGGGGUCUUUCACUUGAACGUCCAACAAUGAUUUUAUACGGUAUCAAUAAUAUUCGCAGUUUGAUUGGACCUAAAGUUGAUUUAGAAAUGUGUCAACAAAAUCCACUUUGUCGUGUUAUUGCUGCGACAAAUGAAGAGUAA